Messenger RNA from Microdochium trichocladiopsis, 1145 nucleotides. RefSeq lists its product as uncharacterized. The record is from RefSeq and is a predicted model, not a curated record. Bases 142 to 693 code for a protein of 183 amino acids. The transcript is spliced from 2 exons. NCBI's taxonomy places the organism in Eukaryota, Fungi, Ascomycota, Sordariomycetes, Xylariales, Microdochiaceae.
UCAACUCACGCAAGCCUUUUGCAACACAUAAAACAACAUCCACGUUCGUUUAUUCCCCGACCUCUUCAAGCAACAAAUAGUACCCAAACCAGUCCGCUCGCUCCGAAUCGCAACGCUCGUUACAGAACGCCUCACGGAACUAUGAAGUCCAACUCCGUCCUCCCCGUCCUUACUGCUGUGGCAGCCCGCGCGGCGUCUGCUGCCGGCACUCCCAACUGCUACUCGUCCCUGGCCGAGGGCGACUUUGGCACGGGCAGCAACAGCACCUUCGCGUUCCUCUCGUACGGCUCCUGCCGGGAGCAAUGCAGGGGCGCAGCCUUUGCAUACUCUGCGCUCCAGGGCGAGACGUGCACCUGUGGCGCCGCCCUGCCCCCGGCCAGCGCCCUCGUCGGCGAUGACGAGUGCAACACGCCCUGCCCGGGCUAUCCCCUCGACAUCUGCGGCGGGCCCAACGCCUGGACCAUUAUCGAUACUGUCCCUGGGGCCAGCCAGAGCUCCGUGACCGACGUGCCAUACUACACGGCCAACUCCACCACCCCUGCCCCGACUGGCGUCCACAGCAGCACCACCACCUCCGCGUCCGCCACCAGCUCGACCUCUGUGAUCCCCACUGCCGGCGCCGUCGCCGAGGGUGCCUACUUGGGCGGCGUUGCCGCUGCCAUGGGUCUUGGUGUCGUGUACAACCUGUUCUAAACUCGCUCUUUGGGCAUGAGCAUCAUUGGGCGUAGCCAGCGUCUACAUGAUAUUAGCACGCAUACGUGCGUAUUUAAGGAUAGGGGAAAGUUGGAGGCUAUCUCGUCCGGGAUCACAAGAGAUCAAGGCCUGACGUGGAUAUGACAACACGCGGUGCUUGUAGCCGCAUAGAGCAGGUUUUCUCCGCAGACCAAUAAGGCGCCAGUACAAAAAUAGUAGAGAAAAUCCAGGAUUCUGGGCCAACACGAUUGUCAUUUUCGGGGCUGUGCUUUUCGCUGCGUGAAAUAGUAGCUUUUUCGAGGUACUUGCGAUCGUCAAAACUCCGUGCCACUUCCGACUGAGCAAUGAUUGUAAGCGUAGGUGCUUUGACAGGCGCCAGGGUCGUGUGGGACUCGUUUGAAUCGAGCCCUUUUGAACUCAUCUAGGAAACCUCGAAUGCGAAUUGCGGACUA